This is a messenger RNA of Caenorhabditis elegans, 1170 nucleotides long. It is a transcript of the gene ZK105.11, whose product is annotated as T20D4.11-like domain-containing protein. The record is from RefSeq and is marked reviewed. NCBI's taxonomy places the organism in Eukaryota, Metazoa, Nematoda, Chromadorea, Rhabditida, Rhabditidae. The coding region runs from base 1 to 1053 and encodes 350 amino acids. The transcript is spliced from 4 exons.
AUGGUCACUGAAUGGUUAUUUUUUUACAAUAAAUUUCAUUUGGUAUUCAUGCCUGUCUCUAUUAUAUGUUUUAUGUCAUAUUUAUUGAUUUUUCCACCAAUAAACUGUGGCUUACUAUCUUGCACAACUGCAGAAAUCUAUAAACUUGUGACCAACUGUUCUCCUCUGGAGAAAACACUAUCCAAUUAUAGAAACUUAAACUCGCCUAAAACAGACGAUAUAAUGAUGAGAAAAAAACUAUGCCUAAAUUUAACGAAUUGCUAUAGCUCUAUAAAAUGUCGAGAAUCAAUUGACAAACUGAAUGAAAAUCAGAUUAAUUGCAACAGAGAUCAAUACAUUUUGGGCGAUGUUCCAUCGUGCAUUAAAUGGUUUUUCGAUCAAAUUUACGUAGUUGAUUAUUACGAUUGUCUCCGUGAGCCUGGUUUCUUAUCGUAUAACCUUACUGCUAGACGAGAAGCGUUCCUCACUGGUGAGCAAUGCGUUUUGAAUGUUUUCAAUCGAAGCCAAGUGUUUGAAUGUGAUCGAGAAUCUGCUCAGUUUAUAACAGAAAAUUAUCAGCAAGUGGUUGACUAUCUAACGAUAGAAUUCACAGAUAAAACAUGUACAGAUGUUCACUCUCACUAUCAGAAACUUCAGUGUGAAAUGAUAAAAGAAGCUUGGGAAACGGAAAAUAAGCUCUUGAAUUUGAGUAAUACAAAUAAAAUAGGCAAAAGUACCAGUGUCAAAAAUUUUGGAAGUGACCUUGCGGAAUGCAUGACUCACUCUUGCCACUAUAAUGAAAAUCAAAUCAAACACCUGAAACUUGAAACUUUGAAGUUUGAAAUUUAUAAUAGCAGCUACUCGACAUGUCUUUUAAAUAUUAAAAACGCGGAAGACUCAAAGUUUCUCAACGAAAAUCAUACAUGUCUGGAAGGCAGUGAACUAGUGGAUAGACUUGAAUGCAGGCAACUGUUAAUUGACAGAAUAUGUGGAGAUGUGAAAAACAAUGGAACAAAAGAUAUUUUCGAAUUUCUGAAUGCCAUUAAUAAUAAUACUUCUGCAAAGCUUGAAUAAAUCUUUCACAAUUAAUUUCAGAACGAAAACUAUGAAUACGUUUUAUUGACUUCAUUCCGUAUUUCGUGAUUUGAAAUGCAAAAUUGCUAAUUUUUAAAUAAAAUUUAUUCUGAUGAU